Drosophila serrata is the source of this 2085-nucleotide messenger RNA. It is a transcript of the gene Atg101, whose product is annotated as autophagy-related protein 101. The record is from RefSeq and is a predicted model, not a curated record. Gene Ontology annotation, molecular function: protein kinase binding. Gene Ontology annotation, biological process: autophagosome assembly; autophagy. NCBI's taxonomy places the organism in Eukaryota, Metazoa, Arthropoda, Insecta, Diptera, Drosophilidae. Gene Ontology annotation, cellular component: Atg1/ULK1 kinase complex; phagophore assembly site.
UUUAAAUCAACUUAAUUUACAACAGACACUUAAGUAAAUAGUUAGUUAGCUAUUAAGAGGCGCCGAUCCAUCGCAAUCCAAAUCGUUCAAAGGUAUUUCCGAAAGAAAGCCCAAUAUAAGCAACUUAGAAGCAAGGGGAACAGAAGCAGUAUAGACAAUUAGAGAGCAUAAACUCCUGUUAAAUAUAGGUCACCUAUAGCUUAAGCUAAAUCCUAUCCUAUGUAUGUAUGUAAAUCGAUCGGAAGUUAAGACAGUUAAGAGGUAAUCAACUAAAAGCAUCUGUGAGCCAUUAACUAUAAAGAGGCGAAACUACCAGCAAACUAAGAGGCGAAACAAAGCAUAGCAGGUAGCAGUUUCAAGAGAGAGCAAGGGCACAACAUAUAUACACACACAAAUCCACACAACCUUAUAUAUACCAAACCAAAUCAUAUCGAGCAGUCAUUCCGUAUACAUAGCAACCGAUAGCCAUGAAUGCACGCUCGCAAGUGUUUGAUCUGACCAUGGAGGGUCGCCAGGUGGACGAAGCGGUGGCCACCAUCUUUCACACAGUACUCUUCCACCGCUGCCUUGGCAAGUACAUGUAUACGGGCGAUGCCCAGUACUCCAUUGGCACUGUUGGCUACACGGACGUCGAUUGCAACUUUAUUGACUUCACCUAUGUGUGCUGUACCUCGGACAGCCUGACGCAUCGCGUGAAGCGAGCCAUUAAUUCAUUCAGCGAGAAACUGCGCUCCAACGAAAGCUGCGGCUCUGGCCAGAUUAGCCUAGAGUUCUUCCAGAAAAAGAAGAACCGCUGGCCAUUCCCACAGGAGUCGAUACCAUGGGAGGUGUGGACGGUGCAUCUGGAUCUAAUCAAGCACGAGAAUGAGGAUGAGCGCCAGCUUUGCCGCGAAAAUGUCUCCGAUUUGCUCACCGAAAAGGUGAUAUACAUCACCGAGCUAAUGAACCGGCAUGACUAUGUACCCAAAACACCCAGCCAAAGUGAGCUGGACCUGAUCUUCGACACAUCCUUCCCCGAUGUGCAGCCGUAUCUCUUCAAGUUUGAUUACUCUACCUCGGGAUCGGCGGCACCCUCCAUGGGGAAUGCGAUGAAGAAGAUCAUCAAGGAAACGCUCGCAAUGUGACGGGCUGGCCUCGUGAGGUCACCAUCGGGUCACAAAGGUGGCGUUUACGAGUUUAUUUAUUCUUUUUUUCGACUUUACAUUAGUUUUUGUUUUCAUUUUCGUUUCGUGUCCACCGUUUAUUUGUUCUCGCAUAUGUUUAGUUCUGUAAUAGUUGCUGCUGCUGCUCCAUUCGCCUCUAAUUUUAGUUUAUCUUUGGGCGAGAGCCAUUUGCAAUGGUGAUAAGAUAAAGUAUGUGGUAGUCAAAUAUUUAUUGUGUGUCCGUUUUAUCAACUACUUACUUAUUAGUUAUUGAUUUAAUUCCAACUAGACAGAGAAAGAGAGAGAGAUAGAGUAAUGUAAACAGCCUUCGAGUUGAACUUGUGUAAAGGAAGAUUGGGUUCUUGAUACCACCAUAUCCUUAGUUGAAAUGCGGCUUAAACCCACCCACCAAAUCGCUUUAAUGACCCUUGUGUCCCUUGCUCCAACCCAAAACCAAGCAGAGCUAGGCCAGCAGACGUUGCAUUCCUGGCUAGAAAGCAAAUAAAUACCUGUGUCGGCAAAGCAAAUACAAUACAUUUAUCAAUGUAAGUGUUAACAUUAAAACACUCACUUUUAAUCGCCGUUGUAAAUAGUGCAGUUAAAUGAAACGCAAAAGGGCGAACAAAAAAUCAAAUAAAAAUGAUAUAAAUGAAUGAUGCAAGCCACGGGAAAAGGCUGGAUGGUGCCGCUAAUGAUGAUGAUGAUGUAUGUAUAAAAGAUUGUGAUUGUACUUGUAGUGAUUAAAUGAUAGUAGCAACUCUAUGUAUCCAUAGAGUUGCAAAAAUAUAUAGACAUGUAUCUAUAUGUAUGUAAAUCAAUGUUUUCUUAUAUGUCCAAGCUAUAAAAGUAAUCAAUUAAUGUACUUUAAAACCUAAACUAAUAUUGUAAAAUCGAUUUAAGCCGAAUAAAUCCUUUGAAGCGCACUUUCAAAGUCGAAAUGUAA